This is a messenger RNA of Neoarius graeffei (lesser salmon catfish), 1359 nucleotides long. RefSeq names its product carbohydrate sulfotransferase 11-like. Gene Ontology annotation, molecular function: sulfotransferase activity. The coding region runs from base 191 to 1210 and encodes 339 amino acids. Gene Ontology annotation, cellular component: membrane. NCBI's taxonomy places the organism in Eukaryota, Metazoa, Chordata, Actinopteri, Siluriformes, Ariidae. Gene Ontology annotation, biological process: carbohydrate biosynthetic process; proteoglycan biosynthetic process. The transcript has 3 exons. The record is from RefSeq and is a predicted model, not a curated record.
UGCUCCAGACAGGUUCGGUACACACACAGAGUGAUGAAGAAGUGGCCGAGUGAAAGGCGACAGUUAUCUUUCCAGGAGAGCCGUGUGGGUUUGUUGUGCGACUCGGGAAGCUCAGCGGCGCACUGAGAGAAGCGCAGAGUCUUCAGCCAGUCUUUAUCUAUGAAGUACAGACUCCCAGACACACAGCAACAUGAGGAAACCCAAAGUCAACCGCAUGGUGCUUGCUAUGUGCCUGGGCUCCUUCAUUAUGCUCAUAUUUUACUUUCAGACUUACUUGAAACCAGGUGAGUCACAGGACAGUGGGCAGGCUAGAGGACCCAGGAAGUCUGUGAGGAGUCCACUCCAAGCCCUUUAUACUACUGACCCCACGGAAUUGUCUCCACUUCAGCUGAUGCAUCAAAGACGGCGUGACCUCCUGGAGGAUGUGUGCCACUCUUACACUCACAAACGUCGUGUCCUGAUCCCAGAGGACCUUAAGCACCUGAUCGUGGAUGAUCGCCAUGGUCUGCUUUACUGCUACGUGCCCAAAGUCGCUUGUACAAAUUGGAAGCGCGUUCUGAUGGUCCUGACAAGUGAUUCUCAAAGAGACCCCCUUCAGAUUCCGGCCAAUGAGGCGCAUGUCCCAGGCACCUUGCGCACACUAUCCGAGUACUCCAUCUCUGAAAUCAACCAGCGUCUGCGCACCUACUUAAAGUUUGUGUUUGUACGUGAACCCUUCGAGCGGCUUGUGUCAGCGUACCGCAACAAGUUCACACGCAGCUACAACACAGCCUUUCACAAGCGCUAUGGCACCAAGAUAAUCCAGCGGCACCGUGCUGAGGCAAGUCCCGAGGCGCUAGAGCGUGGAGAUGAUGUUUCAUUCUCCGAGUUUGUGCGCUACCUGGUGGAUCCAGGCACACAGCGUGAAGAGCCCUUCAACGAGCACUGGGAGCGUGUGUACUCUCUCUGUCACCCCUGCCUCAUACACUACAACAUUCUAGGCAAGUACGAGACGCUGCAGCAGGACUCCAGCUACGUGCUCAAACUGGCCGGUGUCGACGGCAAGGUCACGUUUCCCAACUCGGCCAAAAGCACGCGCACCACAGCAGACAUGGUCACCAGCUACUUUAAGGAUAUCAGCUCAGCCUAUCAGAAAAAGCUGUACAAUCUCUACAAGAUGGACUUUCUACUUUUUAAUUAUUCCAUGCCUGCCUACCUGAAGUUCACAUAAGGCCUGGUGCCUUUUACGAAUAUUUAGACACUUAAAAAAAGUUUUAUUUUCAUUCACACAAGUUCAUCUGUGAGUACUGAAACUGUUUCAGUGGUUAUUGUAUGGUAUGUUUAUUGCUGAAUGCAGUGGAACUGCAGCAGUUAUCAAUU